GUUUCAGAUUGUGUUGAAGGAUAAGUGUCCGUCAUGGAAAAUCCAGGGACUCGAAGCAGUGACGAUGAUGUCCAAAGAGCAGAGGACAUGUUCAGGAGAAUUCUGAAUCCUAUCGAACCUUUAGUGAUGAGAAUUCAGAGUUUACUUGUGUGGGAAUAUCCGAGGAAAAGCGCAGUGCUAUUUGUUUGUGUUCAUGGAAUAUUUUGGUUUUUCGCAGUGAAAGGAUGUCAGUUUUACUCCAUCGCCAGUACCACCCUCUUCAUUAUGUACUUGGUUCUGACGUGGAAGUAUAAAAUUUGGCCAAAAAUUUAUCGGUUUUUAGCAGCAGUAGGAUGUCGGUUUUAUUUUGUGGUCAGUACAGUCACCUACAUUGUUUAUUUGGUACAGACUUGGAAACAUAAGAUAUGGCCAGAAAUAAGAGUACCACCAGCUGUUCCUGAGGAUCCUGACAGCUGGACACCUGUACAUCCCCGCCUGUUGAGUGUACCAGAACUCUGUACAUAUCUUGCUCAUCUGUGGUGCUCGUGUUCUAAUAUUGUACAUUACUGGUUGACAUUUAGAAGAGUUUACCCUUUUUUGUUUUGUGUUAUGAGCAGCUCAUUUUUCUUAAUCCUGGCUAUGAUUGGACGUUAUAUACCAGGGAUAAUGCUAGCCUAUAUUAUAGUUAUCAGUACGUUGCUGUGUCCCAGUGUUCUUUACCACAAUCUUCUCAAGAGAGUCUACCUCAAGUUUGAACCAAUAUUCAUGAAAAUGGAUUAUUCUAUCAAGCUAAAGAAUAAGUGGUCUUUCAAAGUUCCACGGUCAUCCACAUCAGUUGGUUCUUCUGGCCGUGUAGAAAUAUCCGAGACAGACAGCGAAACAGAGUUCACACCAUCCUUAGACCCUGCUACCACUGCAGCGCUGGCACGUGCCAUCACAGACAGCGAGGAUGAGAGUCCAGACCCAUCACUGUCUUCACCUCUCCUGUCCAAGGAGCCGUCUAUUGACUUGGAAGAUGAUGAUUACCAAGAACGGCAGGUUGAUUUUGAUGUGAAUUUUGAGGAAGGGAUCCAGGAGAUGCCUUCAUUUGAUGAUGUUUUAGACAACACCGAUGAUGAACUUCUUGAGCAUAUUCCUAAAAGGCUUUCCAAACACAGACGACCGAAACUGGACGAUAUGACCUUUGUAUCAGAACAUUUUGGUGACACAUCUGACUCUGAAGAAGGGGAGACUGACUUGAAUUUUCCAUCUUUGAUGGCAGAUAGCAUCUUGUCUUCAGAAUCAGACUCAGGAGGCAUCAUGCCAUCUGGUGCUGGUGCCUUUGUGUCAAAAACUCUGUCAUCUGUUGUUGGGUCUGCUCUAUCUGGCAUAUCAAAUUUGAAACCUAGCACCACAUCUGCCAACAAGGGAGAUAAAUCUAAUGUUCCUGCAAGUGUUUCAUACAAUCAGCAAUCCGGUGAUGAAGUAGACUUUCAUGUGACCUCAAACAACGACCAACAGACCAGACCAUCUAACCAACAAGAUGAUAAUUCUAGUGACAUAGACAUUGGAGAGGAAUUUGAAUUUUUGGACCAGUAUGACUUGGAAGAGGAGGAAAAAUAGUUUUCAUAUGUAAUGAACAACUUUAUUUUUAAAGUAAAUUUUAAGAUUUAGGUUUAUGCAGAUAAUUUUGAUGAAAAUGCAUUAAAGAUGUACAAAUUGGUGAAGUAUGAAUGGAACUGUGAUGAAAUGUUAAUGUUUUAAUUUCAAAAUAUUAAAAUUAUUUGUUUAAAAGAGAAUUAAGUGAAAUUAUGGACACCUACAACAGUUACAGCAAAAAUGAAGAUGACAUGUUAUGAUAUAAUAGAAGUAUGGUAUUAGAAGUCAAGCACUUAGAAUCAUACUAGAUUUAUCAUUUUAUAUGAAUUAGACAAAUUUAAAGUCGGAAUUCGAUUCUGUAUUAUAUGUACCACAGUGGUUAUGUAUAAGUAUACACGAUUAGCACAACUCUUGUUGUCCGAUUAUAUCAGUACACAUGUGUAUUGUAAAGGUAUCAUACUUCAACUCCAUUUCUGAAAGCUGUUGUAGAGUUUGAAUUAGAUAUUCUGCUGAAAAACAAAUUUAUCUUAAUACGGAAUGAAAAACUUAUCUCCCUAAUUUUUUUUACCUUCAGUCAUAAUUCAUGUUAAGAAAAUUAUUACCAGUGCUUUCUGAUUUUUUUAAUUCCAUAUUACAAAUUAAUGAAUGAUGACAGAGUUCUGAUAAAUAGAGUGGAUCUAUUUAAGUUCAUAGCAUUUGUAAUUCUUAUCACGUUAAUUUAAAGCUCAAAUGAGCUGAAAACAAUCUCUUGUCAAUGUUUCUUCAUCUUUGUUCUCAUAACAUUCUGCUGAACAUAUAACAUAUCUACAGCCUACAUGACAUUUAUAUCAACUGCCCACACAACAUUUAUAUCAACUGCCCACACUACAUUUAUAUCUACUGCCCACACAACAUUUAUAUCUACAGCCCACACUACAUUUAUAUCUACAGCCCACACUACAUUUAUAUCAACUGCCCACACUACAUUUAUAUCUACUGCCCACACAACAUUUAUAUCUACUGCCCACACAACAUUAUAUCUACUGCCCACACAACAUUUAUAUCUACUGCCCACACUACAUUUAUAUCAACUGCCCACACUACAUUUAUAUCUACUGUCCACACUACAUUUACAACAUAUAUAUCUACAACCCACACUACAUUUAUAUAUACAGCCCACACUACAUUUAUAUCUACUGCCCACACUACAUCUAUAGCUACUGCCCACACUACAUCUAUAUCAACUGCCCACACAAUAUUUACAUCUACUGUCCACACAACAUUUAUAUCUACUGUCCACACUACAUUUAUAUCUACAGCCCACACAACAUUUAUAUCUACAGUCCACACUACAUUUAUAUCUACUGCCCACACUGCAUUUAUAUCUACAGUCCACGCUACAUUUAUAUCUACUGUCCACACUACUUUAUAUCUACUGCCCACACUACAUUUAUAUCUACAGCCCACACAACAUUUAUAUCUACAGUCCACGCUACAUUUAUAUCUACUGUCCACACUACUUUAUAUCUACUGCCCACACAACAUUUAUAUCUACUGUCCACACUACAUUUAUAUCUACUGCCCACACAACAUUUAUAUCAACUGUCCACACUACUUUAUAUCUACAGUCCACACUACAUUUAUAGCUACUGCUCACUACAUUUAUAUCUACUGCCCACACUGCAUUUAUAUCUACAGCCCACACUACAUUCAUAGCUACUGUCCACAUUUAAUUUAGUAUCUGAAAUAUGCAUAACAUUUCUUAAUUGUUUAUAUCACAAUUUUGUUGUUGUAAUUAUUUAUUGAUUUUUGUUAUUAUGACUUAAGGUUACAUAUACACAUGAAUUUACUGUUAUUUGCCUUUAGAUUUACCCUAUGUGAGAAAGGAGGAAUUGAAAGUAUAUCCUUUUGCACUACAUGCUAAUAUAUCCAGAAAUACUUGAUAAAUAACAAGGCCAUUAAUGUAUUCAGUAUUGAUACAUCACUGAAGCUCUUGACUGUAGUCUGGCAUAAUUGAUUAUUGAGUGUAUUACAAGUGUAUCAUAACUAUCACUUUGUCUGAAAAGAGAAACUUUAGGAUGCAGUCCGUAGGAAGUUUUGUUCAAAUAGGCCAGUAAUAAAACGUGAGAUUUUAAUCUGUUCUACUACUGUAAAUUCUAUUUUCAUACAAGAAUAAAUAAAUGUACUUGAAAAUUAAUAAAACUUCCAUUUUUGUGCAGCACUCUUACUAAUAAGGUAAUGUAAUGAAAACAUGUCCUCAGUGAAAGGAGGUCCUCAGGAAUGACAAAGAAACUGUAAACUCGGGGAGUAAAUGUGUUGUGUUAUAAUCAGAAUACAGCUCUCUAAAGAAUCUCAUGUAUUGGUUUACAUUGAAACCAAGUUGUAAAGUGCAAAUUGACUAAAUUGUUUGAAAUGUUAUUUCUUCUAUUUAAUGUAUUGAUUUAAUAUAACUACAUUUCUGUGUUUAAAGUGACAUGUAUUUUGUGAAUGGCUAAAUAAUACUAACAAGAAAACUUGCUUCAGUUUUGAUAUCCUCAUCAUGUUUCAAUGGUAAAGGUUAACAAAGAUACAAUUUCUGUGAAAUAAUGUAAUGUACAUUCUUUCUUAACCUACAUACUUCCUCACCUCACUUACUUCCAUAACCUACAACCUUCCUUAACCUACAUAAUAUACAUUCUUCCUUAACCUACACAAUUGCGUGUCUACAGCCUUCCUUAACCUACACACUUCCUUAACCUAUAUAAUGUACAUUCUUCCUUAACCUACAACCUUCCUUAAUCUAUAUACUUCCUUAACCUACAUAAUAUACAUUCUUCCUUAACCUACACAAUUCUGUACCCUACAGCCUUCCUUAACCUACACACUUCCUUAACCUAUAUAAUGUACAUUCUUCUUAACCUACACAGUUCCGUACCCUACAGCCUUCCUUAACCUACAUAAUAUGCAUUCUUCCUUAAUCUACACAAUUCCAUACUCUACAGCCUUCCUUAUCCUACACACUUCCUUAACCUAUAUAAUAUACAUUCUUCCUUAACCUACACACUUCCUUAACCUACACAAUUCCAUAACCUACAUAAUGUACAUUCUUCCCCAACCUGCAUACUUUCUAAACCUACAAACUUCCUUAACCUGUAUACAAUGACCUUCUUUCCUUAACCUACCUUUCUUCUUUUACCUACAUUUAUACUUCUUAAACUAUAUACUUCAUUAACGUCAUACUCCUUUAGUUACAAUGACUGUCUUCUUACCAUUCAUUUGAUAUCAAUCAGUUUAAUUGUUUGGUGGAACAGUAUCGUAGUUAUUAUAAUGGUAUAUCCACUCUGUGGUAGAUGUAACUUACAUGUGGUAUUGGGUUGUCUUUCAUAGUGCUUUCCCGGUCAUGGAGUUAGGAAAUAUUUUUUGUGCUGUAACAGUAUUUUAUUUAGUGUAUCAGUUAUUAUGUAGUAUGGUAUAUUAAGCUGUUCUUUGCUUUGUGUUCAUAUUAAUUUCCCUAUUAAGUAAGGUGGGGUUGAUUGAUUUCUUGCUAGUCUCUGUAAGCCUGUUAUCUAUUCUGAAGUUUUUCAUUAUGAAUAGACUGUUAUAAGUUGCUUCUAUGAUUGAUUAUGAAACAUAGACAUUUUCAAAAGACAUUGUUUCAUCAUAUUGGAGUAUAGUAGAUAAAUAUAAUUAAUUUAAUAGAAUGUAUACUGAUGUAUUCACAGGACGAUAUACACCCAAUUUACCUUUAUAAUUAUAGAAGAACAUUUUGAUAUUAGUAAAACAUAUUCUAAUACAGAUGUAUCCGGUAUAUAUACAUAAAAGUAGCAUUUAGAAAAAGUGAAUACCUAUUAGUACUGAUGUAAUUCAUUUUUUAAAAAAAUCCAAUGUCAAAUGUGAGCAGAAAGUCAAAUGAUACCAUGAUCUAGUUUGUAUAGUCAAUAAAGUUAAAAAAUUUGGACUGCAAAAGUUGAAAGAUUCAGUCAAAAUUCAAAAAGAUAUAAGUUUAACAGGUAAUACUACAAUCUUGCCUUCAUUAAUUUUGUUCUGAAUUUUGAUUGGUGGAUUAUACUUGUGAUAUUUUUAUUAAUAGGUUCUGGCUGUUUCUUACUUACCGUACAGUGCUUUGUUGAUAUUUUUAUGUCCCGUGAUUUGUUUGAAUAUGUAAACAUUUUACUAUUGAGUGAUUACCUGUUGGUUAGAAUGAUUUUUUAUUUAUCUUGAUGUAAAUACGGCAUGCUCGUUACGUUUUUGAUUUGGACAGUAAAUUCUGUGAUUAGUUUGUUCGUAUUCUUUAUUAUCCCCGACUAUAGCGAUACUGUUGUACCAUAUCGUAUAUUGUAUACAAAUAUUGUGAGAUUAAUAUUUACACAAUAUAACAGUAAAGUUAGUCUUUUUCAUCAGCAGAGUGAAGUUGUAUACCUUCCUGUUAACAUUGUACUUGUAUUUGCAAAACUGGCAUUUUACAAGAUGUGUAUGAAUGUAUGCCUUCUUGUGAGUUGUGAUUCUUAAUGGGAAAAUAGAUUUGAAGCUAAUUGAACAUAAAUAAUCUACAACAUACACAGUAUUAUUGUUGAUAAGGUCUUAGUGUCAGUCUAGUAUUCCAUUUCUUAGAUUUUGUUUUACCUACAAAUGAAGGUAACACAUGGAUUAGAAAUGUCCUUUUUGUUAAUUAGAAAAUCAUAUUAGUGUCCAUCAGAUCUUGAGCAUUUCUAAACCUGGAGAAGAGGCAGUAUAGCGAGGAGAAGAGGCAGUAUAGCGAGGAGAAGAGGCAGUAUAGUGAGGAGAAGAGGCAGUAUAGCGAUAUUUAGUGAUUCCUCUUGAUGUGGGUGAAUGUUAAGGAAGAAUUUCAGCUUGAUGAUUACAUAGAUGUUUCCAUUCUUUUUCUCCCACAUUCCAAUUUGGGUUGGGGACUUCCUCUGUGAUCAUCUUUACCGAAAAAUGAAAGCCAAACAGAGGGAGGCUUAUCAAAUUUAGAGUAAACAGAACUACUCCAAACCUAGUCUGUCUGACCUACAAGGCUUAUAGUUUAGUGCAACCUUUUGCUUAUUGCUGGUUUCCAAAUAUUGGCAAUUUAUGCAAGUACAUUGUAGUGGAAAACGGGGAUUUCCUUAACCCUUGUUUAACAAGUCAUAACAUACAUGCACAUGGACGGGAGGUAAAUCUGUCCAUGUUUACUUCAUAGGUUGUGCCUUUAUUUUAAAAUUUUCUCCGUGUCAUUACAGGAUGGUCAUUGACUUACCACACUAAAGGUGAGGCCAAAUUCAGCUUGGAAAUCAUUCAUUUUAAUAGAAAACUAUUGUUAGGGAGUGAGAGAGAAAUGAAACAGUUUGCUUAACUGUAAAAAUACUUCCCUGUUUUUUUGAGAUUUAUUUGUCUACAAUGCAUGUGAUUAUUUUUCAAUGUAUGUGCAGAUUUAAAGAAAAUUAUGUUUACAAGUGAUCAUCAUAUUUGAGACGAUGUGAACGUUGUGACAAUUGUUAUUUCAGUCAAUUCAUGACAAUUAUAGUACAACCAUUGUUUUAAUUGAUAUUGUCAGUACAUUAUUUAUCUUAAUAGAUCACAUUGCACUGUGGUAGAAAUUGCACAGUUACAGAAUUAUCUACAAAGGUUAUCAUGUUGAUGUACUUUGUAUCAAAUUCACUACAUCACACUAAUUUAUUUGUCUGUAUACAUGCAUGUCUCUGUAUACAUUUGAAAAAUUUUUAAAAGCAAGUCGAAUAAAAUUGAAAGGAAAUUCAAAGUGAUAGUUAGCUGUUAAAAACAUUAUAAUAGUGGUAUUAUGACAAUAAUGGGGUCAAUAUUUUACAAACUAGUGGUACAAGAAAUACAAGCAUUAGUGUGUCAUUACUGCUAUGUAUUUUCUGUUGCUUUUUUACAGUAUUGAUAGACAGGUACAUGUAAAUACCAAAAUGCAGAAAUAUCAAGAUAGAAAAAAGAUAGGGAUAGUUUCAUUAAUAUUUUGUUUCUCAUCCCCACAAAAGUUCAUUCUACUUAGAAUCUUGUAAUUGAAGACGAAACAGUUUCAGGGUAACGGAUCACAAAUUUCAUAAUCAUCGUUGAAUAUUUACGAUUUUGGGAUGAAGAUUUUCAUAAUAAAUGUGACUACAAUCUUUCCCUUAUGGAUUACUUAUAGAGAAACUGAUUUCCCAAAUGGAAGUUGAAAUAGAAAUGGACACAUUAUCAACCAGAAACAGGACUUUGAUGGGAUUAACCAAGAUCCAGUGUAGUUUAGUACAAUGGUUAAAGUUAAUAUUAUAGAAUAUUUCUAUAUGUGUGUUUAAUUAUUUAAUCUCCUGUUUUGAACUGUUUGCAAUCAUUUCAUCAUAUUGAUUCUAACUAACAGUAUGUUUGAUUAAAUACAUAAUUUAUCCUGACAUGUGA
Messenger RNA from Ylistrum balloti, 7896 nucleotides. RefSeq names its product reticulophagy regulator 3-like. Gene Ontology annotation, biological process: reticulophagy. NCBI's taxonomy places the organism in Eukaryota, Metazoa, Mollusca, Bivalvia, Pectinida, Pectinidae. The coding region runs from base 34 to 1581 and encodes 515 amino acids. The transcript is spliced from 9 exons. The record is from RefSeq and is a predicted model, not a curated record.